Messenger RNA from Caretta caretta (loggerhead turtle), 1965 nucleotides. It is a transcript of the gene LRRC74A, whose product is annotated as leucine rich repeat containing 74A. Gene Ontology annotation, molecular function: protein binding; calcium ion binding. Lineage: Eukaryota; Metazoa; Chordata; Testudines; Cheloniidae. The record is from RefSeq and is a predicted model, not a curated record.
GAGAUGUCUGAGGGCAGCCUGUCUGUGGAAUCCAUGUUGCUUGCUGACCAAUCCAACAGCCCAGCAGAGGAAAAGACAAGAGCAGACAGCUCUGACACAGACCUAGAGAUUGAAGAUACCGAGAGGUCCUUUGCAACCAUAAAGGGUGCAGAGCUAUAUUUAGAGGCUUGCAAACUGGUGGGAGUGGUGCCUGUCUCUUACUUCAUUCGGAACAUAGAGGAGCCUUACAUGAACCUGAACCAUCAUGGUCUAGGACCCAAGGGUGCCAAAGCCAUUGCCAUCACACUGGUGUCCAACACAACCAUCACUCAUCUGGAGCUGGAAGAUAACUGGAUCCUGGCUGAAGGAGUCACGUGUCUGGUACAGAUGCUACGAGAGAACUGCUACAUUCAAGAGCUGAACAUCUCCAAUAACCACAUAGGCACAGAAGGAGCGGAAGCCAUCUCCAGGAUGUUCCUGGAUAAUAUUUCUUGUCUCCGGGCUGUUCAGCUCUCAGGAAACAACUUUAGGGAGGAAACUGCCCAGUACUUCGCCGAGGCACUACUGGGCAAUUACCGAGUGAAGGAGCUGGACCUCAGCCACAAUGAGUUCUCUGAGAAGGGAGGAGAGCAUCUGGGACAGAUGUUGGCCAACAAUGAAGCACUGGAGUUUCUGAACCUGAGCUGGAACCACUUGCAGAUGAAGGGGGCUGUGGCAUUGGGUGCUGGUCUCAGAGCCAAUGGAACACUGAAGAUACUUGACCUCUCAUGGAAUGGCUUUGGGAAUGAGGGGGCUCUGGCCCUUGGAGAAGCUCUCAAACUCAACAACAUUCUGGUCCAACUGGACAUCAGUAGCAACCAUAUCAACAACGAAGGGGCUGGGAAGCUGGCCAGGGGGUUAGAGGACAACGGAAAUCUCAAAAUCCUGAAGCUGUCUCAUAAUCCCCUAACUGUAGAGGGUGCCGUUGCGCUUGUCACAUCCAUCAGGAAGAAUCCAAAAUCCAAGAUGGAAGAGAUCAACAUCUCAAAUGUGCUUGUGAAUGGAAGCUUCCUCAAGCUGCUGGAUGUGGUGUGUCAGGUGCACCCUGAAUUAGAUGUCAUCUAUGGUGGGGUUCAAGGCUUCAUCUCCAAGAAGCCUGAACAGCGUCCAGACCCCAUGAAGCUGAUUCAGAACUACUUGGAUGAACGCAAGUUGAGACUCUGGGAUUUCUUUAGGAACAUGGACAAAGAUGGAAGUAUGAAGAUCCCUGUGGCAGAAUUCCGGAAAGCCAUGAUGCAGCAAUCAAGAAUUCCACUAGAUCGAGCCCAGAUUGUGGAACUGGUGCACAAAUUGGACCAGCACCGGACAGGGAUGGUGGAUUACAGGAGCCUAGUGGACACACAGAAGCAGAUGGUACGAGACCAGUGGUGGCAGCUAAGGAGGAAAGAGUCACGGCAGAAGAAGGAGAAGCACAAGAGUGAGCGAGUGCUGCAGACUUUCAAGAGUGCUGUGGAAAUGGUCACAUCACGCAGUUCCCUGGUGAUGUGCUCUGGCCAGAAGCCACUGGCACUGCCCAGGUCUGACCCUGCCUACUUUUCAACCACUUCUCUCAGCUCAUGGUGCCAACCAGCCACCACCAGGGAAUCCACAAGCAGCCAGAACUCUGCUGAGCCAGCAUUCAGUGAGCAAAAGGGCCCCUCCAACCAUCAGCUGUCCCAGAGUGAACCACAUUCUGCCUCACGGGAUUCAACCUCUGACCUGGAAGUGAAAUUCUACUCCCAGCCCCAGCUCAGCAUCUCAGAAGCCCAAACCCACUCCCAGUACAGCAUAGCAACCUCUGACCUGGAAACAUACUCCAAGGCCUAGUCUAGUGACAAUGCCACUUCUUACAGGGUGAUGCCACGGGAGACCAGAAGUUCUGUUCAUGAGUCCCACUACUUGGCCAGGAUCUGUCAUGCUGCCUUAUCACCACAGAAGCAUGGGCACAGUGCUAAGUCAUCCAAAUGA